AUGCCUCACAACGAACAUUCUAAGUCAUCGCCCAUUCUCGAUGUGACCGAGACGCUUUCAAUGCACAGCGAUCUGGAUAUGGAACUAGAGCCUAAUUUCAGCUUUUCCUCGGGCUCUGCGGCUGUGCCUCCAGUUCAUAAUCUACGCCUACCGAUACCCUUUCACGGACUAGGCGUGCUCAGUCCGACUAAGACAAACGGUGCUGCGCCCCAAUUGCCCGCCUUCGAGUACAUAGCACCUCCGAAUCACGCGCUCCAGAGCCUAGAAUUUCCACUGAUGGAGUUAAAUCGAGUGGCCAUGUUUCCUGGCUUUAUGCAGCGACGUCCGCGUGGCGAGAAACGACCCAUACCCGAUGCUCAAAAGGAUGAGAAAUAUUAUGAGAGACGCAAACGCAAUAACGAGGCGGCUAAGAAAUCACGGGAUGCUCGCAAGAUCCGUGAGGAUCGCAUAGCCUUUCGGGCAGCACUGCUCGAGCAGGAAAACUCUAUAUUAAGAGCACAGGUGCUUGCCUUGCGAGACGAACUCCAAACAGUAAGACAGCUGCUUGGUGCGACUGGUGGCGGCCUGCUGGGCGUGGCAAGACAAAUUUAG
Molecule: messenger RNA, 591 nt
Organism: Scaptodrosophila lebanonensis
Lineage: Eukaryota; Metazoa; Arthropoda; Insecta; Diptera; Drosophilidae
Product: D site-binding protein
Exons: 1
Coding region: 1-591 (196 amino acids)
Biological process (GO): regulation of transcription by RNA polymerase II
Cellular component (GO): nucleus
Molecular function (GO): RNA polymerase II cis-regulatory region sequence-specific DNA binding; DNA-binding transcription factor activity, RNA polymerase II-specific
Source: RefSeq, a predicted model, not a curated record